AUGGCCACCCGCAAGAGCCUUAUCCUCAAUGCCUUUGUCGAAAUGUGCAGCGGCCACCAGUCGCCCGGCCUCUGGAACCACCCCGACGACGAGUCCUGGCGCUUCAACGACGUGCACCACUGGAUCGAGCUGGCCAAGCUGCUCGAAGCCGCCAAGUUCCACGGCAUUUUCAUUGCAGACGUGCUCGGCGGAUACGACGUCUACAAGGGACCGCGCAACCUCGACCCGGCCAUCAUCUCUGGAGCCCAAUGGCCUGUCAACGAGCCGCUGGCUGUUGUGCCGGCUAUGGCUGCUGCUACUAAGAAUCUGGGGUUUGGAGUCACCAUUACGACAACCUAUGAGCAGCCGUACCAUCUGGCCAGGCGAUUGUCGACUGUCGACCAUCUCUCCAACGGCCGACUCGGGUGGAAUAUUGUAACUGGCUAUCUCGACUCUGCAGCGCGCAACCUCGGACGCGCCGAGCAACCGCAGCACGACGACCGCUACGCCAUCGCCGAAGAAUACGUCCAAGUCACGUACAAACUCUGGGAAUCGUCCUGGCGCGACGACGCCGUGGUGCGCGACCGCACACGCCGCGUGUACACAGAGCCCUCGCGCGUGCGCCUCAUCAACCACACUGGCAAACACUACACCGUUCCUGGCCCUCACAUCUGCCAGCCCAGCCCGCAACGCACGCCGCUGAUUCUGCAAGCUGGCACGUCAAAAGCAGGCAAGAACUUUGCUGCCCAGCACGCCGAGGCCAUCUUUGUCGCUGGUCACAGUCCCUCCGUCGUAGCCAAAAACAUCGCCGAGAUCCGCGAGCUUGCAAGCACCCAAUUUGGCCGUGACCCAAAGAGUCUCAAGUUUCUCGCAUUGUUCUGCCCCGUGUUGGGACGUACUGAAGAGGAAGCACAAGCAAAAUUUGCAGAGUAUAGAGACCUCGGCUCGAUUGAAGGCGCGCUCGCCCUGUUCGGUGGCUGGACUGGUAUUGACCUGAACCAGUACGCCGAUGACCAGGAACUGCGCCAUGUUGAGAGUAAUGCCAUCCGCUCGGCUGUCGAGGGCUGGUCCAAGGCGUCGCCUGGUGUGUCCAAAUGGACAAAGACUACCGUUGCCCAGCACAUCACCGUUGGCGGCCUAGGCGCAACUUCAGUAGGCACGCCGCAGCAAAUCGCCGAUGAGCUGGAGAGAUGGGUUGCAGAAGCUGAUGUUGACGGAUUCAACUUUGCGUAUGCUAUCAAACCCGGCUCCUUUGUCGAUAUUAUCGAGCUAUUGCUGCCAGAACUGCGCAAACGUGGGCUGUUCUGGAACGACUAUGCCGUGGAUGGAGGAACGUACCGUGAGAACUUCUACGGCAAGCCUGGUCAAUCCGGCCCUCGAGACGAUCAUCCCGCGGCCAAGUAUCGGUGGAAGGCCGGUGUUGAGGCCGCUGACCAUCAAAUCCCAAACUAG
This is a messenger RNA of Talaromyces rugulosus, 1431 nucleotides long. RefSeq lists its product as uncharacterized. Bases 1 to 1431 code for a protein of 476 amino acids. The transcript has 5 exons. The record is from RefSeq and is a predicted model, not a curated record. NCBI's taxonomy places the organism in Eukaryota, Fungi, Ascomycota, Eurotiomycetes, Eurotiales, Trichocomaceae. Gene Ontology annotation, molecular function: oxidoreductase activity, acting on paired donors, with incorporation or reduction of molecular oxygen; monooxygenase activity.